Gongylonema pulchrum is the source of this 1621-nucleotide messenger RNA. The record is from the annotation of a GenBank genome assembly. NCBI's taxonomy places the organism in Eukaryota, Metazoa, Nematoda, Chromadorea, Rhabditida, Gongylonematidae.
GAACUGUGACUUUCCGGUCUGGAUACCAAGUGAUGUUUUCUGGACGAAACGUAACGAAGAGCAAAUUCGAAAUGGAUAUAUACCGCUACCAAAUAUACAUUUGUUGCCUCGCCGCUACUGGUACCUCUAUCCAAAAAUAUUCCAAAAACAUAGUCGAAAGGAUUUCACGAAAUCUGGCAAGGAUUAUUCUGGUAUGGCCACUCCAUCGUCGGGUCGUGCAACACGAGGCAGUUCCAAUCGUGCAAAUGAUUGGGAAACCUAUGAUACGGAAGUGCCAAUGCGACAUAUUCGAAUUGAUGAUGAUGCGCUUAUUGCGAAUCGUGCAAAUGAUUGGGAAACCUAUGAUACGGAAAUGCCAAUGCGACAUAUUCGAAUUGAUGAUGAUGCACUUAUUGCGGUCGAUAGUUCUGAAUUGCUUGAAAUGCAGCCAGCAGCUGUUCCAGCGGAGCAGUCCUCAUACAAACAGAUGCGAAGACAAUCGCUAGAAACAGUGCAUCUUACAAUGAUUUGGCAACGUCGCAAGAUCUUACUGGAACCAUGGGACAGCUCCGCGGAAGAGGUCUCAAAAGAACUUGAUGAUGGAAGCGAUAUGCAGGAAGAAUCGGAAGAUGAGCUGGUCGAGAAGCUGAUGAUGGAGGAAUUGAUGCCCGAAUUAGCACGUGAAAAAGAGCUCGGCGACGGCCGAAGUGAAUCAAGCCUUACCGCCGAAACAGCGGCACCCAAUCAGCGAAAAUCACGAAAACGCUCAUCGUUUCCACGAAAACCAGAUUUAGCCACGGAAGAAUCGGAAGAUGAGCUGGUCGAGAAGCUGAUGAUGGAAGAAUUGAUGCCCGAAUUAGCACGUGAAAAAGAGCUCGGCGACGGCCAAAGUGAAUCAGGCCUCACCCCCGAAACAGCGGUACUCAAUCAGCGAAAAUCACGAAAACGCUCAUCGUUUCCACGAAAACCAGAUUUAGCUACAGUUGCAAGCACUCUGAUGUCCGAUCGAAUUAAUUUAGUUAUUCCAGCCGCCAAUAAUACGCCCAAAACAGCUCUGCACAGCAUUGAACGUAUCGCCGAUUUGAACGGAUAUGUGGAGAUGUUUUCGGAUGAGAUCAGCGCGCUGCUCAAAGAAAUGGUCGUAAGUGUAGCGCUACAGGUUGAUUAUGUUGAAAAACAACAACCUGCUUCUUUAUCGGACUCCAAACGAGCAGCACCGAUCCCAUCUUCAGCAAAAGCAAUCUCCCUGAAAGAGGCACAAAAAGAUUUUGGUGAUUUAACACUGGAAGAAUUCCUACGAGGCAUGAAUCAACUGGAAUUUUCAUCGACAAUACCUGCCAAAAGAAAACGUCGUGGCCCCCCAGCAGCAGCAGCAGCAGCAGCAACAGUAACGCAAGAUGCCGAAAAUACGGAACCAGCACCGGCAGAUUCCUCGGAAGACGCGAAAACACCGAUUCGAAGGCGACGACAAAGCAGCCAGGAUCAAUCUUCAUCUUCUCGGCCACCUUCUCAGCAGAAGAAACCGCAAGUGGACGAGCAAUGCAUUGCUGCUGUUGAGCAGGUUUUGAAACAAUCAAUUUUACAUGCCAGUGGCAAAGCUCCAGAAGAAAACGUGCUACCACCACGAAUAAAUCUCUUGUAA